GAGAGACACUCGCCAGUUCAAACUAUACAACUCUAUCAACCUUGAUUUAUCUUUCAUCCCUCACUCCUCCUCCCAACACAUAUCCCACCAUCACAAUGUCGUUCCUCUUUGGCGGUGCCCCCAAGAUGUCCUCGGAGCAGAAGAUUGCUGCCGCUGAGACCGAGGUGGAGAUGAUUUCCGACAUGUUCAACCGCCUGACCGAGUCCUGCACCAAGAAGUGCAUCCCCAAUGACUACCGUGAGGGCGACCUCAACAAGGGCGAGUCCGUCUGUCUCGACCGCUGCGUGUCCAAGUUCUUCGAAGUCAACAUCAAGGUCAGCGAGAAGAUGCAAGGUGAGGCUGCCAACAGACAGGGUGGCAUGGGUGGCAUGGGUAUGUAAAUGUGACGGAUACUCGUGGUGCAAAAAUCUUCCGUUUAUGUAUUUGUAUAAUUGAUUGGGACUUUUCGGAAUAUGGGUGCUUGUCUUGAGGAUUGCUACGAUUACCCGUUGCUACAUGGUUCUGGAUUUUGCAUGGCAUUGCUCUGCGGCGGGAACUGCCGGGUAUAAAGUGGUUGACUGGCUUAAAUGGAUGGAUAUAGAUGAAAAUGAACAAGAGUUACCU
Molecule: messenger RNA, 603 nt
Organism: Aspergillus homomorphus CBS 101889
Lineage: Eukaryota; Fungi; Ascomycota; Eurotiomycetes; Eurotiales; Aspergillaceae
Product: Tim10/DDP family zinc finger protein
Exons: 3
Coding region: 96-380 (94 amino acids)
Biological process (GO): protein insertion into mitochondrial inner membrane
Cellular component (GO): mitochondrial inner membrane
Source: RefSeq, a predicted model, not a curated record